Microdochium trichocladiopsis is the source of this 1033-nucleotide messenger RNA. RefSeq names its product FAM96B-like protein. The transcript has 2 exons. The coding region runs from base 1 to 624 and encodes 207 amino acids. NCBI's taxonomy places the organism in Eukaryota, Fungi, Ascomycota, Sordariomycetes, Xylariales, Microdochiaceae. Gene Ontology annotation, biological process: iron-sulfur cluster assembly. The record is from RefSeq and is a predicted model, not a curated record.
AUGGAGAAAGACAAUGCCAACCCCACCAUCCUCAACACGUCGCAGCUGCCGACUCGUCAGCGCAAAGGUGGCAGUGCCUUUUCCAGGAGCCGUGAUGCGCUGUUGGCUGCUACACCACUGGCGCCUCCCUCAUACCUCGACAGCCCGAUAUAUAAACUCGAGUAUGGGUCGAGCAUAGGCGUCGAGUCUGAUAGCGACAGCGAUUUCGGCCCCGAGCCCAUCGACGAGCAAGAAAUCUUUGACCUCAUCUCGACCAUUUCCGACCCCGAGCAUCCUCUCACUCUUGGCCAGCUUGCUGUAGUAAACUUACCCGACAUCGACAUCACCCCUGCACCUGCGCCUGCACGCCCAUCUGAUGCCUCACGGUUGACUCGGGUCCUCGUCAAGAUUACACCCACCAUCACCCACUGCUCGCUUGCCACCGUCAUCGGUCUCGGUGUCAGGGUUCGUCUUGAGCAGGCCCUUCCGCCCAACUACCGCGUCGACGUCAUGAUCAAGGAAGGCACCCACAGUCAGGAUGACCAGGUCAACAAGCAACUAGCCGACAAGGAGCGCGUCGCAGCUGCGUUGGAAAACGACACCUUAAAAGGCGUACUUGAUAAGAUGUUGGAGACUUGUGUCUGAGAGGGUCCUGCAGCUGACAUAUCGCAUCUCGUGGUGCUCGUUUUCUUACUAUGCCAGGAGCUUCUGAUUCAGAAAGACGCAAUCACGAAGGCGCUCACACUGCCCGAUGUGCAGGAGAGAGAUGCGCUGCUUCAUAAGGUGCCCUUCAUUCCAGCACUUAUGUUUCCUCGGCUCAGCUCAAGGGGCAUGGCACGAAGGUUCACCGCAAACGACAAGGAUUUCGAGACACACCGGUCUGGUUGAUGUCCAUGUUCCAGCGUUCCGAGGGCGGCGCAAUAUUGCGGUUUCAGCACGAGGACGCCUUCCAACGCCCGUGCAUGUUUGACCAUGCUUACAGUGGCUGGGUGGCAUUGGUCUUCGACCUGCUGUGAUGGGUCAGUUGGGGUUCAGCGUCAGCCAUGCCAUGCUC